AUGGCAUUUUUCUGGUGUUUAAGUUUGCCUUUUUGGCACACGGUUCUCUCUCAAACCACUGGCACAGCCAACGAGGCAGGGCAGCGGAGGGCCUUCGUAAAGUACCAGGAGAGGCUUUCUUACGACAGAGGCGCCUUGGAGAGGAUGCACCGUGAGGCGAGGGAGGAAGACGACGACGGGGGACCAGUUUUGCUGGAGUUCCAAGCCUACCAAAGGGUCUUCAGGCUGAGACUCCGACGGGACACGAGUGCUUUUGCGAGGGGCUUUGAAAUCACCAGGAAGGGUACCUCAGGGCCCAUGGAUGUCUCUUUCAUUUACUCUGGUGACUUGGAAGGAGAGCCGGGUUCCUCCUGCCAUGGUUCCAUUAUUGGCGGCCUUUUUGAAGGGUGGAUCCGGACGCGGGACAACGGGACAUUUUACAUCGAAACUGCUGGAGCACCUGCUGCCAACCAGACUACGCCAGGUCAUUCGUUCAUCCACCACGAGAACGACAUAGACUAUCAACUUUGGGGAGGUUCCGAAUCUGCAUCUUUGGCUCAGAGAAUGCACCAACAUUUACAGGAUUUCCAGCGGGAACUCACAGCAAAGAUGGACAACUUGCAACGGCAGAAGAGAAGCUGGGAUUAUUCAAGGACCUCUUGCUUGCUUCACCUUCAAGCCGACUAUCUGUUCUACCGACGGUUCGGCUCUGUGGAAGCUGUGAUUGCCCAGAUCGCCAGCUACGUAAAAGCCGCCAAUGCUAUAUACGAAGGGGUGGAGUUCGACGAAAUCAGGAACAUUGACUUCAAAGUUAAGACCAUUCAUAUUGUCGAAGAGGACGACCCUUCGCUGCCUCCGUUCAUCAGCCCGGAGAUGCUUCUGAUGCUCCACUCCAAGUCCAACUGGAACAACUACUGCUUGGCGUUCCUCUUGACCGACAGGGACUACAGUGGCAUUCUGGGGAUUGCUUUUAAUGGGCAGCCUGACGAUUCCGGAGGAAUUUGCUCCAAGCACCGGGAUUUCCAGGACAAAGAGGUCUCCCUCAACACGGGGCUGAUCACGCUGCAGAAGUAUGGCCAGCUCUUGCCUCCCAGGAUGAUCCACGUCACGCUUGCGCACGAACUUGGACACAGCCUGGGAGCGUAUCACGACGAGAGCAAAGAGUGUUCCCGUUUUGACAUCGACACCACCAAUGGAAAGUACCUGAUGUUCGGCUACGCCUCGGAUGGGGGUGAAUUCAACAACGACAAAUUCUCCCCGUGCAGCAUGGCCUACAUCGCUAACAUCCUGAGACUCAAGAAACACAACUGCUUCGUUGAAACGGACCGCCCCAUCUGCGGGAACCGCAUUGUGGACCCGGGCGAGGAGUGCGACGUCGGCAGUGAUGCCGCUGACGCCUGCUGCUUCAGUGCCGGCGAGUCAAACGGGAUCCGGUGCCGGCUGAAACCGGGAGCUCUGUGCAGCCCAAGUCAGGGACUCUGUUGCAGCCAUAAGUGUAUCCCUAAACCCCAAGGACAGCGAUGCCAGGAGGAGACCGACUGCGCCUUGGAAAGCAUCUGCACCGGAUCAGCGCCCGAGUGCCCCUCCCCACUUCCGAAAGCCAACUUCACCGUCUGUGGCAUGAACUCCCGGGUGUGUCUGGACGGGCUCUGCGUGGGCUCGCUCUGCAUGCAGCACGGGUUGGAACAGUGCGAUUGUGUCUCCAGUUCCCAGCGAGAGAGAUGCCAGCUCUGUUGUCAAGCGCCAGGGCAGGCCGGGAGCUGCACCGGUACCUCUUCCCCUGCGUGGUCCCUCUUCUUCAACGGCUCCGAAAUCCCACUGCUCCCGGGAUCGCCGUGCAGAGACAAGAGCGGCUACUGUGACAAGUUCCACAUCUGUCGGUUUGUGGAUGAAGAUGGGCCUGUGGCCAGGGUGAAAAACUUCAUCUUGGACUUCAUUGAGAUGGAGGACGUGGCGACCUGGAUGAAGACGCGCUGGUGGGCCGUUCUUCUCAUGGUUUUGACCUUGUCUGCCAUGAUGGCUGCUACUGUUUUCCUCUUUGGAAGGACGGUUGACACCGAAACUGAAACCGGUAAUGUUUGCGAAAAGCACGUCUACACUGUACGUUUUAAACCAGUUUCAGACCUUUGUGGCUCCCGCCACAAAGAAACAUUUGAGAUUUUAUGCUUCAGUAAAGGGAUGAGAAUAGAUGAAAGGCCGCCGCCGUCGCCUUCCGAUAAGAAAAUAUCCGGCGGCCAUGAUGCAGAGAAACAACAUUCGUUCUUCUACUGGGAACGCGAGGAGAUCUACAUCGAAACGAUGCGCCAGGAAUACGAGACCAUUAUCUAG
This is a messenger RNA of Elgaria multicarinata webbii, 2307 nucleotides long. Its product is annotated as disintegrin and metalloproteinase domain-containing protein 10-like. The transcript is spliced from 16 exons. Bases 1 to 2307 code for a protein of 768 amino acids. Gene Ontology annotation, cellular component: plasma membrane. Gene Ontology annotation, molecular function: metalloendopeptidase activity. Gene Ontology annotation, biological process: Notch signaling pathway; membrane protein ectodomain proteolysis. The record is from RefSeq and is a predicted model, not a curated record. NCBI's taxonomy places the organism in Eukaryota, Metazoa, Chordata, Lepidosauria, Squamata, Anguidae.